This is a messenger RNA of Rhagoletis pomonella (apple maggot), 1355 nucleotides long. Its product is annotated as mpv17-like protein 2. The coding region runs from base 422 to 1066 and encodes 214 amino acids. Gene Ontology annotation, cellular component: cytoplasm; membrane. NCBI's taxonomy places the organism in Eukaryota, Metazoa, Arthropoda, Insecta, Diptera, Tephritidae. The transcript has 4 exons. The record is from RefSeq and is a predicted model, not a curated record.
ACUUACCAAAUUAGCAAAUUACACCGUCAGCUGAGAAUGUCACCAUUGGGAUUUGAGAAUGGCGUCCUAGUUGCAUUUGCUGUGCCAUUGACAUUGAAUUUGUAAUUUGGGGAACUCAUUUAGUUAGAAAACUUAGCGCACUAACUAAAGGUGUUAUCCGGCCACGUACAAAUUAUAAUAUGUAUUCGUGAAAGAAAAUAAAAACGAAAUCAUAUAAAAAGUGUCUGAUCGUGAAAUGAACUUGACGCCUGUUAGUCUUGGUUUUUGAAGCAAAUACAGAUUAACUCGUGACUCAAAUUAGUUCCCAGGAAUCCAGUGCAACUGUUACAUACGAGUAAUUCGGGUUAGUUUUAAUUACGAGCUCAGUGCGCUACAAUAUGUAUUGUGUCUUUCAUUAUCAGACAUUCAUCAUGCAUAACCAAUGACGAAAAAUGUUGACAAUCAAUUACAAAUAAACGUUUCAAUGAAUUGUGGUUUGAGGAAAAUGUUUCGCCAAUUUAUAGAAUUUACAAACCGAUAUAAAAUUAUUCGUGGCAUGCUGUCAUAUGGAAUGCUGUGGCCCUGUGGUUGCCUCAUUGAACAGACUUUAAUCGAAAAACGGACAUUCCGCAAUUUUGACUGGAUGAAAUGCCUCAAGUUCAGUUUGUUUGGAGGUCUUUUUAUGGGACCAACCAUUUACGUAUGGAUACGAUUGGCUGGCGUCAUGUGGCCCCGCACCGACAUUAAGUCAUCACUUUGCAAAGCAAUUACCGAGCAAGCGGCCUACGAUCCUUUUGCGAUAAGCACUUUCCUCUUUACCAUGAAUCUAAUGGACGGCGGAAAGUACGAACAAGCCAAGAAGGAGGUUAGUGAUAAAUUCCUCGACGCAUACCGUGUUGGGAUAAUUUAUUGGCCUUGUGUGCAGACCAUCAAUUUCACGUUUGUGCCGCCUCGAAACCAAGUCGUCUUCACUUCGUUUUUUAGCAUGUGCUGGACAACUUUUUUGACUUAUGUAAAGUAUUUGCAAGCACAGCCAGUCGAAUUUGAACACCCAGUUGUCGAUUUACAUUUUCAUUUCACCCAUUAGUCCAAUGGAUGCUGCUGAGCGACAGAAAAUAAUAUUGCAUACAUAUCUGUGGACAUUUGACAAAACAACUUUACUUGAGUGGGGUCAUUUCCCCUUACAAGCAGUAAUGCAUUGAGUUCUCGAAUGGUAUUUUUAUUUUGAAUCAUUAAAUUUAAAUAAAAAUUGGAAAUUGUAGUUCCUUAUAAUUUCUCUGAAUUCCAACCUACACAGACCACACAAAACUCCACAGAUAUGUAUAUACAUAUACAUCAAGUAUAGUUUUUAAUUAGGAAUACAAUAAAGUUGAAUU